CUGGACAGGAAAUCCGCCCAACUUCUGCAGUGUGAUUCGUCUGAAGCUUGGGAGCCCUUUUUAGAUUGAAGCACCAACAGAAUGAGACGGGGCUGGCCAGAAAAUGGGGGACACGCUGGAGAAGAGCUCUGAGGAGCCCGAGAUCUCUUUGGACAAUGAGUGCUCGAUGAAAAUGGGGGACCUGGUGGAAGUCUCGAGCAGCGAAAGGGUCAAGUUUGAUGAUACGGGUCUCUCUCUGGUGCUCCAAAACGGCCUGGAGAACCUCCGGCUUGAAAAUUCCCUUACGGAUGUCAUCCUGUGUGUGGACAGCAGGGAAUUCUCCUGUCACCGAGUGGUCCUUGCUGCAGCAAGCAAUUAUUUCAGGGCUAUGUUCUGCAAUGAUUUAAGAGAGAAAUAUGAAGAGAAGAUCAUACUUAAAGGAGUUGAUGCAGAAACCAUGAACAUACUCUUGGACUACACCUACACCAGCAAGAUGCUCAUCACAAAGCAAAAUGUACAGAAAGUCUUGGAAGCCGCCAGCCUCUUUCAGUUCCUUCGCAUGGUGGAUGCUUGUGCCAGCUUUCUCACCGAGGCCCUCCAGCCAGAGAACUGCGUUGGCAUCCUGAGGCUCGCUGAUGCCCACUCCCUGCACAGCCUGAAACAACAAGUGCAGAACUACAUCAUCCAGAACUUCACCCAGGUCCUGAACUAUGAGGAGUUCCUGGAGCUGCCAGCUGACAUCCUGUGCAGCACACUCAAGAGUGAUGACCUGUAUGUCACGGAGGAGGCCCAGGUGUUCGAAACCGUGAUGAACUGGGUGCGCUACAAGGAGUCGGAAAGGUUUUCCCUCCUGCCGUACGUGCUGGAGAAUGUCCGGCUGCCCCUCCUGGACCCUUGGUACUUCGUAGAGACUGUUGAAGCCGAUCAACUCAUUAGACAGUGUCCAGAUGUCUUUCCUUUGCUCCAGGAAGCAAGAAUGUACCAUCUGUCAGGCAAUGAGAUUAUUACAGAAAGGACCAAGCCCAGGAUGCACGAGUUCCAGUCUGAGGUGUUUAUGAUCAUAGGGGGCUGUACAAAAGAUGAGAAGUUUGUAGCAGAAGUGACUUGCCUGGAUCCUUUGAGGCGAAGCCGCCUGGAAGUAGCAAAAUUACCAAUCACAGAGCAGGAGCCGGAGAAUGAGAAUAAAAAAUGGGUGGAGUUUGCAUGCAUUACCCUAAAAAAUGAAGUCUACAUAUCGGGUGGCAAAGAAACAAAGCACGAUGUCUGGAAAUACAACGCCUCCAUCAACAAAUGGAUACAAAUUGAGUUCCUAAAUAUUGGGAGAUGGAGGCAUAAAAUGGCAGUGUUGGGUGGCAAAGUAUAUGUCAUUGGUGGCUUUGAUGGCAUGCAGAGAAUCAACAGCAUGGAAGCUUAUGAUCCCUUUCAUAACUGCUGGUCAGAGGCUGCUCCCCUGAUGGUCAACGUGAGCUCCUUUGCAGCAGCAAGCUACAAGAAGAGGCUCUAUGUGAUCGGGGGAGGGCCCAACGGGAAGCUGGCGACGGACAAGACCCAGUGCUACGACCCUGCAACCAACACGUGGAGCCUGAAGGCGCCGAUGCCGGUGGAAGCCAAGUGCAUCAACGCCGCCAGCUUCCGUGACCACAUUUAUGUGGUGGGUGGAGCAAUGAAAGCCCUCUACUCCUACAGCCCCCAGGAAGACACAUGGUGCCUGGUGACUCAGUUCACCCACGAGAGAGCCAGUUGUGGGAUUUCUCCUUGCAACAACAAGCUGUUUAUCACCGGGGGCCGAGAUGAAAAGAACGAAGUCAUUGCAACAGUGCUCUGCUGGGACCCUGAAACUCAGAAGCUGACAGAGGAGUGUGUCCUGCCCCGGGGGGUGUCUCAUCACGGGAGUGUUACCCUCAGGAAGUCUUACACACACAUCCAAAAACCAGGGACCAGCUGUACUUUACUCCUGCCAACACAAUACCUCCAACCAGGUGAAGAAAUGUGAUGUGUAGGUGGGAAAUUUACUUCCCAGCUAUAUCUACCCUGAAAUGUGCUUGAACUGGCUGAGCCUGGUCCCAGUGUUUGUUUAACUAUUUAUUGUGUUAAGUUGGAU
Messenger RNA from Pseudopipra pipra, 2080 nucleotides. RefSeq names its product kelch like family member 6 (gene KLHL6). Gene Ontology annotation, biological process: germinal center formation; B cell receptor signaling pathway. The record is from RefSeq and is a predicted model, not a curated record. Gene Ontology annotation, molecular function: protein binding. Lineage: Eukaryota; Metazoa; Chordata; Aves; Passeriformes; Pipridae. The transcript has 8 exons. The coding region runs from base 104 to 1972 and encodes 622 amino acids.